Messenger RNA from Symsagittifera roscoffensis, 2228 nucleotides. Its product is annotated as alpha-1A adrenergic receptor-like. Gene Ontology annotation, biological process: G protein-coupled receptor signaling pathway. Gene Ontology annotation, molecular function: G protein-coupled receptor activity. NCBI's taxonomy places the organism in Eukaryota, Metazoa, Xenacoelomorpha, Acoela, Convolutidae. The transcript is spliced from 3 exons. The record is from RefSeq and is a predicted model, not a curated record. The annotation marks the transcript as partial. Gene Ontology annotation, cellular component: membrane.
UUCAAUUCGGAUUCAAUGCUUUGAGUUAUCAUAUGAUUCUGUGAGAGUUCUUUUGUCUUCCUCUUUCAGCCCCGGUUCGACUUCCUGCUGUUUGGAGGCGUCGCUUUUCAUCUUCACCAGACUUGAGUCGAAAUUGCGGCAAAGAGUCGAAUAAUUGUUACAUUCAGAACGAACCUUUGUUCGUCAAAUAAGUCUGAAAGACUCAAUGUCAUUUCAACUCAAUGUUAUGUCACGUUGGAUACGUGAAAAUUUGCCAACAAAAAUAGAAGAUAACCAAGUUCAGAAAAGUGAACAUUUUUUUUGCACUGCGUCUGUUUUUUGAAUUUAACGCUCGAACCCCUUAAGGUUUUAUUUUACACUUCCUAAAGACAAUCAGCGUCUAUUUUAAGACCUCAAAUAUAACGCCCACUCCUUUUUCGGCAUCUUCACUGCAUUGAUAUUCACCCUCCUAUCACAGUUGAUUUUUAUAGACUUUACUGUCCACUUCUUCUCUUAAUUUGGCAUGGGUAACUUUUUCCUCCAGACUGGAUAACUUUUAUAAUAGUCUGGUCUCCAUAGUCCGGACUAACGCAAAUUUAGAUUUCUCUUGUGGGUAUGAUUUCAAUUACUUUCAGGUGUUUCUCUGUUUCUCAGCAAUCAGUUCUCUUCACUUCCAUUCCUUGUUUAUGUUUAUUUAUCCCAAUAACAAACUAGAGUUCAAGCCCAAUUUCACGCCUAAAUGCAUACUUGCUUCUCACCUUUUCCAAACUUUGAAUUUUGAGCUAUUUAUAAUUUCCUAAUCAUUAGUUAUUACACUUGAUAUUCACUUCUUAGUUUUCAAAUUUCACUUAUUUUUUUGCGCUUAAAUUCACUAUUGAAGAAUUUAAGAAAAAAAAUAUUGGAAUAUCCAAUGAAAAAAGCCGACACUUUUUCCAAUAACGGAAUUCGUAAAAAAAAAAUUAAUGUGCCUCAGCAAAACGAAACCCGGCAAAGGUAUGCGGCUUUAAAUUGAUGGCCUAAAUAUUCGCCGCUUCAUAAUUUGACGCUUAAAAAAUACCCACUCAUUAUUAUUUUCUGUCACAUUUCAAAGCUUGAAGACAAUUUCUUUUCAUUUACUAUUUGGCGCCCGCCGAGAAAACUUCCUCAAUUUUUAUCACUUUUCCAUCUCAAAUCAAUUUAUUAUUUAUAGCGCUUUUUACAUCUAAAUUGACGCUUAAAUCUCCUGUGAAUCUUUUUAUUUUAAAAGAGAAUUCGUCAAAUUAGCGUCAUCAUUUUGUUACGACCUCAGCACAAAAAGACUUAUCUUGGCAAAAAGUUUAUCGGUCAUUCUUUUUGUGGCCAAAAUUUGCCAUCAUUAUUUUUUUCCGCCUACAAAGAACGGGUAAUUAGUAAAUAAACUCCCCAAAUUUCGACCAACAAUUUUAAUUCAACGCUUCAUAAUUUUCACUCAUCAAAAUUUAUUUUCAGACCAUUUCGUGGAACAUUCCUCCUGCUUUUAAUAUGUGACGUAUAAUCGAACUUUCAGUAAUUAUUGUUCUGCUGCAUUGAUAUUUGAGCCAAAAGUUGAAUUAUUUCUUUAUUUUCCAAUUUCUUUUUCAAAAUCCUUUUGUAAUUUCAAAAAAAAACGUAAGCAAAAAUCUGAUUUUCACUCGAAUUUGUUUCAAAUUGGAAUUUCUCCAGAAAUUAUCUAAUACUGUGUGAAAAUGGUAUGCGAGUCAGUGAACGAAACGAGUCCCGAAAACGAGCUCAGCUCGGCGAUUCUCAAAGCGGGCGACUACGGGUCCAUCGCCAUCUGUCUCGUGUCCAUGCUGUUCGGAGUGACUGGAUCAGUCUACGUGUCGGUUCGCAUCAUCCGAGAACCAAGACUGAAGUCGUUUCGCUACUUCUUUGUCGCCAAUCAGUGUGUAGUGGAUUUUUGCACCACUUUUUUCCUGGCGGGAAGUCGGCUGCUGCACUACUACGGCUUCGUCGGAUACGUUUCCAGGUGUCGCACUUUGUACAUGCUGUAUGCGAUCGCGGAGUACGUGUCCCCAAUGAUCCUCCUUCUGCUGUCAGUCGAGAGAUUCGUAAUCACAGUCUACCCUCUCCACAAGGACACCUUUCUGAGGAAGAAGAACUACUUGGGUCUUGUGGCGUUUCUGUGGUUGACAACAGCCCUGCUGACCCUGGGCUUCAUCAUGGGCUCUGAGGCGUGUCAGACCACGGGGGAGCAGUACUACUGCCACCUCACACUGUGGGGCACAGACGAG